This is a messenger RNA of Sporothrix brasiliensis 5110, 1632 nucleotides long. Its product is annotated as c-type cyclin. The coding region runs from base 1 to 1632 and encodes 543 amino acids. The record is from RefSeq and is a predicted model, not a curated record. Lineage: Eukaryota; Fungi; Ascomycota; Sordariomycetes; Ophiostomatales; Ophiostomataceae. The transcript has a single exon. Gene Ontology annotation, molecular function: cyclin-dependent protein serine/threonine kinase activator activity. Gene Ontology annotation, cellular component: nucleus; cyclin/CDK positive transcription elongation factor complex. Gene Ontology annotation, biological process: regulation of transcription by RNA polymerase II; positive regulation of DNA-templated transcription, elongation.
AUGGGCCGACGCGGCCCGAGACAUGGUGGCGGAGGAGGUGGAGGUGGCUUUCGCCAAGGUGGAGGUAACAACUACAGCAACAAUCAGAACAACGGCGGCGGCAGCGGGAAGAGCACGCAUAAUGCACACAACGCACACAACGCACACAAUGGCCACCCGCCACCACCGUCACAACCCCAAGUCAUCACUGAAGAGCACCCGCCCGUCAAGGGCCCCAACCCGGGCUACAUUGCCGUCGGCAGCCAGUAUAUGCUCGAGCAGCAGCUGCGCACCUUGCAGCGCGAGACCGGAUGCGACCCUGCGCGCGAGGAUAGUUACCGGCUCCAGGGCGUUCAACUGAUUGACAAUGUGCGCCAGGCGUUGCAGCUGCCUGUCAAGACAUUUGCGACCGCCUGCACCUACUACCACAAAUUCCGUCUCAAUUUCCGGGACGCCGAGUACAAUUUCCAGGACGCCGCGCUGUCGGCGCUCUUUGUCGCCUGCAAGGUCGAGGAUACGAUCAAAAAGUCCAAGGAGGUGCUGUGCGCCGCCUACAACCUCAAGAACCCGGACAAGCCCACCACGCCCGACGACAAGAUCUUUGAGCGGCCGUCCGCCAUCAUUGUCGGGUUGGAUCGGCUGAUCCUUCAGACGGUCGGCUUUGAUUUCCGCGUGCGCUACCCGCAGAAGCUGCUCAUCAAGCUGCUCCGCCAAUUGAUUCCUGCCGAGGACGCCCGGGCGUUUCUGGGCGUCGCCUAUCCCAUGUCCAUUGACCUGUACAAGACGUUUGCGCCCAUCAAGCAGACGUCGUUUACGAUGGCACUGGCCUCCAUUGAGCUGACGGCGCGCAUCCUCGACGACAAGCAUCUGGACCGCGUGCGGCAGCUGACAAUCGCAAAAUCAAGCAUGGCUGGCGGUGGCGGCGACGGCUACUAUCACACGAGCCGCAGCUGUGUCGUUGAGACGCUGCUCGACUUACUCGACCUCUAUACGCAGUUCACCAAGAGCACCAAAGUCGGCUCGCAAUUCGACCUCAACCGGUUCAUUGACAUUAAGAUCAAGAUCAACCAGGAGGUCGACGACGACCCGGACCUGCACCGGACCGACGCCUGGUAUGAACAGUGUGGCGGGGACAACCAUGGUGGGAGCAAUACCAUUCAGACACCUGGCUCGAUCAGGUCGCCGGCCACAACGGGGUCGGGGCCUCAUGCUGGCGGUGCUGGUGGUACAGCCGGCGGUGGCUCCUCUGGUGUUUUUGGAGCGUCUGUGAAACCACGCAAGCAUGUAGGCACGAUGCGGUUCUUAUUUGAGGUUGGCAGGAUGCGGCAAGAGGAAGCCGCGGUAAAUGAGUAUUUCAAAGAGGAAUACACCGAGGUGGAGACUGAAGUGGACGAGCUUAUACCGGAGUCAAGUCGCGGCGGCGGCGGCGGUGGUGGCAACCAUCAUCACAACGGCAACAACAACAACAACAACAACCGGAGCCAUGCCCCGUCUAGGCGCGAACGGAACAACCACAACCACCACAACAACCAGAACCACCAAAAGCAGGGCGGCGGUGGUGGCAGCGGUGACGCAAACUGGGGGCCAUACCAGCGGAGCAGGAACAAUGACCACCGACACCACAAGGCGCGGAAAGGUGGUGGCUACUGUUAG